Molecule: messenger RNA, 450 nt
Organism: Exaiptasia diaphana
Lineage: Eukaryota; Metazoa; Cnidaria; Anthozoa; Actiniaria; Aiptasiidae
Exons: 2
Coding region: 1-414 (137 amino acids)
Source: RefSeq, a predicted model, not a curated record
AUGGCGGUCUGCAAAGAUGACCAAUCACGAGAGUGGAACAGCCAUACCAAUACAAGUUUGGAAGUAGAGAGAGAGGAGCGUCUUGGAACAAAAAAAAGCCUACAAAAGCAGGGACUUAAAGUCAGUCAAAGAUCAGUGAGAGAAAAAUUCGAAAAGAUGAUGAAAGAACACWUAGCCAGGGAAUCGGAAGAAGCGAAAGCAAGUGGAAUCGAAACAGAAUAUGAUGAGAUAAGGCAGGCAAUGACAGAUACUAAAGAACGAAUAGACGAAUUUGAAGAAUCCAGAAGUGCCGAAARCGAGAAGAAGCAAAAGGAAAAGCAUGCUGCAGAAGAAAUGAGAAAGAAAGCUUCUGAAAAGCUUAAAGAAACACAAAAUCCAAGAAGAGCAAAACGAGGUGAGGCUGAAAGAGAUUGAGAUAAGAGCAGCUGAACUGAAACAACAACAAGAAUU